AUGGCCGACUCACUCAAGAGCGCAGCAGGCGGUGCCUCCGACGCCGCCUCCUCUGGCGCCGACAAAGCCAGCUCAGCAACCGGCAGCGGCACCCAGGACUGGGAGGCCAUGUCCGAAGAGCAGAAGAAGUCGACGUACGACGCUCUGCCAGCUGAAAAGAAGCAGGGACUGAGCUACUAUGAAUGGGUGAUGCAGGGGUACCAGAACAAGAAGGAAAACUGGAUGCCGUGGAUUGAGGAUAUGUAUCUGAGCUGGUUCACCAGCGACAACAAGGCGAGUUAUGCCACCAAGGACGCGAUGGACAAGUCCAAGGUGACCGGCGUCGACCAAGUCGACACGCUCCAGGACGGUGUGAACAACACUGUCGCCGGACAAGUCGGUCAAGGCGGGCUGCUGCAACCGGUCGGUGAUGCCGUGUCCCAAGAAGGUGUCAACCGGGCGGAGCGUGGCGGCAAGGACGACUCUGGCAGCUACGCUGGCUCCUUGGGCAGCGGUGUUUCGUCUGCCGGCGGGUCGGUGAUGAGUGGCGCGAAGAGUGCUGGGGGAUACGUUGGGGGCAUGUUUGGUGGCGGGCAGAAGGAAGAGAGUAAGUAA
Messenger RNA from Saxophila tyrrhenica, 594 nucleotides. RefSeq lists its product as uncharacterized. Lineage: Eukaryota; Fungi; Ascomycota; Dothideomycetes; Mycosphaerellales; Extremaceae. The record is from RefSeq and is a predicted model, not a curated record. The coding region runs from base 1 to 594 and encodes 197 amino acids. The transcript has 2 exons.